UUUGACUUCUUAGACACACUACAACCGAUCACUAAAGAGGUGUUACACAACAAUUUGGUACUGCUAUGAAGCAAGAAGGCGGGGAAGUUGCUGGCUUGAUAGCCACGAUACAGUCAAAUCUUAGCGAGGAUGUGGUCAAAAGUAUCAAUGGAGUUUUCGAGUUCAAGCUCAAUGGAAAAGAACCGGGAACGUGGUAUUUAGACCUCAAAAAUGGCAAAGGGGAUGUAGGGGCUGGCUCAUUUCCAAAGGGAAAACCACAUUGCACAUUGACUCUCAAGUCGGAGGAUUUUGUCAAAAUGUUCAAGGGCGAGCUGAACCCCACGCAAGCCUUCAUGGCGGGAAAACUAAAGAUGAAGGGAAACAUGAUGAUUGCUAUGAAACUAGAGAAACUCAUGGGCAAAUUCAAAUCCAAAUUAUAGAUAUAGACAAAUUGUGUUUCAAACACGCUACGAUUUAAUUGCACGCAAGAAAACAUUGUCCGCACCUGAUUCUUGACACUCGUGGUUUUGUGAAUUAAUUAAAUAAAGUGGAUGAUGUGCGAUAAGGAGUGGGUUUUUUUUUUCUACUUUAUUUUUUUCUGUGUAGUGAAAAAAAAAAUUGUUUUUUAGUUUACCAUAAAUGGUCUAAAAUCUACUCAUAUUUUCCUUUCAGCCGUGUAACAUCAUGUAAUUUUUGUUUAUUUUUUGAUUGAAUAGAUAAAUCACUAUGGAUUAGGUUUGCCUAGAAGUAAGUUAGUACUUUGGCAUUCAUCAAUAAAAGCACUUUCAAAACAUCAA
Nematostella vectensis (starlet sea anemone) is the source of this 776-nucleotide messenger RNA. Its product is annotated as hydroxysteroid dehydrogenase-like protein 2. The transcript has 2 exons. The record is from RefSeq and is a predicted model, not a curated record. The coding region runs from base 66 to 419 and encodes 117 amino acids. NCBI's taxonomy places the organism in Eukaryota, Metazoa, Cnidaria, Anthozoa, Actiniaria, Edwardsiidae. Gene Ontology annotation, cellular component: mitochondrion.